AGCCGCGCAGUGGUCGUGAUUUCAUCCGUGGAGACAGACAUGGUGACACGUGGAGAUUUGUGUCGGAGAGGAUCCACCACCAGCCACCCCGUGGGUUGAAGCGUCUGCGCCCCGGGACGGAUGGGUCCUCUCUCCCGGCCCGGGACCCGGCGAUGCGCCCGCUAGAGGAAGCGGGGUUUGCGCAGACAUCCGGGGGAAAAAAAAACGCAUCCAUGCGCCACGGCCGCUCCGCAUCCCGAUAAUAUGCCCCUGACAACAAAAAGCUCCCGCAGGAAAAUACCCACGCACAUCGGCAUGGGUGCGUCGUCACAGUUAUUGUUACACUUUUUGCGGAUGGGACUUUGGAGCGCACUUUUGCAAAGAAACAGUGAGGGAUUAUCAAGUAGACUUUAUUGAUACAUAAUCAGACAAUAUGGCUGAUCAGAGCAACAUUCAGUCCGCCGCCUCCAAGAGUAUCCGGCCCUUUAAAUCCAGCGAGGAGUACCUGUACGCCAUGAAGGAGGAUCUGGCUGAAUGGCUGAACACCUUGUACGAGCUGGACAUCAGCGCGGACACCUUCAUGGACGGGCUGGAGACGGGCUGCGCGCUGUGCAGGCACGCCAACAACGUGAACCGAGCCGCGCACGACUUCCAGCUCACGCACCCGGACGCAGCGCGGUCCAUGAAGGUGCCGUCCAAGGAUGUGGGCUUCCAGUCGCGCAGCGUCGCCUCCGGCUCCUUCGUGGCCAGAGACAACGUCUCCAACUUCAUCGCGUGGUGCCGGCAGGAGCUGUGGAUCAAGGACGUGCUCAUGUUCGAGACCAACGACCUGGUGGAGAAGUGCAACGAGAAGAAUUUCAUCCUGUGUCUGCUCGAGGUGGCCCGGCGGGGGUCCAAGUUUGGCAUGCUGGCCCCCAUGCUGAUCCAGCUGGAGGAGGAGAUAGAAGAGGAGAUCCGGGAUCAGGAGAGCCAGCGGGAGGAUGAUGGAGCAGGAGGGGAUCCGGCCGAGCAGAGCUCACCCUUGAGCAGCAGGCGGUACGGUCGCAAGGAGAGCUGUCACAGUGUGAAGGACGAGGAGGAACCUGAACCAGAGCCGUUCAUCUGGCCGCAGAAGAGAGUUUUAUGUGACAUGCGAAAUUUGGACGAGCUGGUGCGUGAGAUUCUGGGCCAGUGCUCCUGUCCAGCUCAGUUUCCUAUGAUCAAGGUGUCGGAGGGGAAGUACAAAGUAGGAGACUCCAGUGCGCUGAUUUUCAUCAGGGUCCUCCGUACUCAUGUGAUGGUGCGUGUUGGAGGGGGCUGGGACACAUUAGAGCACUAUUUGGAUAAACACGACCCAUGCCGUUGUGCUGCUUUCGCUCACCGCUACCACCAGGCCAAAGCUAGUGGUCAAGGUCAGGGAGGACAGAGCAAGUCCUCCAGCGCCCACUCCUCUCGCUCCACCAGUCCAGGCCCACACUGGCGUAACGAGGGCAUUGCACCCUAUAAAACUCCUGACAGACGCUCCUUGGAACCACUUGCUGUUCCAAAUGCCUCCUCCUCUUCCUCCUCCUCCUCCACCACACGAGCAGGUCGAUGUCAAAACUCUUCUGUCGCAACAGAGCUGGACUGUAGCGCAGCACGUCCUCUGCUGCCAAGGCCUCCACGGGACCGCUCAGAACCCCGCCACUUUAAUCCUCUCAGGAAUAAGGAGACAAUGAUGCCUGUGACAAGACGUCUCUCUGGAGACAGUGACUCCUCUACAGCCUCCUCAAAGGGAGGGGGAGGGGGGAGGCCCUCUGUUGGCGGUGGUGCUCGGCGCUCUGGUGAAGAAGUGGUACUGAUGGUCAACCGCAAGGAAGGGAAGCAUAUGAUUGAGAGGACAGGAACUGGAAAUCAGAACCCAUCCCUCCGCCGGGUAAUUCCACGUGCACGCAGCCAAUCACGGGAACGUGCUUCACUUGCGCCAAUACUCAAACCCAAUCCACCGCCAGGGUCAUCUGAUGGAGCACGGACGUCUCGCACCGAGAGGGGACGCUCCCUUGGAAAUGAGGGCCAAAGGAGGCACCAUGUUCCACGUUCCCACAGCCAGAGUAAGAUAUCUAGUCGUACUUGGUCAAAUGAUGGCAGCCCCGGACCUGCUUCCUCAUAUAGAGAUCCCCAACCUUCAGAGGAACUUCGGGCCAAACAAAUGCUCCCAACCUCCUCCAGGGUGGGCGUUGGUUUUACGAAGAGGCAGUCAUCCUCGUGCUCCAACUCUCCUAUUAAAGGAGGCCAGAGCAACAACAACACCCCCUGCAAGAAACCCAUAAACACUCCCAGACCUCCUGCUCCGCGCUCGCCAUCUUUAAGCAAAGGCAGACUACUACCACCUGUCACCCAAGGAGGCCGCCGCUCAUCAUCUCCUCGCAUCCCCUAUCAUCAGGGCACCCGUUCCCCUCGACCCUCUCAGACUCCCCGCUCUGCAGGGCGAGGCUGCCACAGGAACUGGUCCGGCAUGGAGCAUCAAGAGCUCCAAGAGGAGGGACCUGGCUUUAAUUUCCAAAUGCUGCCAACGUUAGAUCCCCAGAAGGAGCAGGACUUGUAUCGUAGCUUUGAGGCUGAGUUUCUGGCAAAUACACAGCAGGCCAGUGGAGUUUCUGCUUGUAAGUCUCCAGGAGAAACAACCGUGCAGGUAGCAGGGAUACAUUCGGUACCUGCACUCAAUGACCCUCAUGUCACUGACUCUGCUUACUCUUCUUCAAACUCUUCCAUCGCAUCCCUGAAUGUGGGUGCAAAGACUGGAGCCCUGCCUGAACUCAAGGAAUCCAGGAGGACUAACCCAAAUCACCUUCCAUUGGAAGACCCUUUAUAUUUGCUUUACAGACACAAUUUUGGGGGACCAAAUGGUUUUGGUCAAGGAGAGCCUGAACAUUGGGGGGAGCAUAGAGGGGGUCUCAAGAAGCUCCCAGCCAUCUCAAGCUCAUUGGAGGAGAGGGAAACUUCAUCUUCUAUGCCUGGCCUUGCGAAGACAGAGCCACACAGGCUGAUGAAUCAUAUUCCCUCACAACCUUCUUUAAACUGUAGAAUGAAUGGGGAACAUGGCGAUUGUCCUCCUACAAAAGAACUCACAAGUCAAGAGGGUCAGCUUGGUUGGGGCUUGCAGACUGAAGGAGAUAUACCCUUAGAUAAUCACCAGCCAAACUUACCUUAUGACCUAGAAAAUUGUGACCAGAAUGUUGACUUACAUACCCCAGACGUUUGCCAAUCACCCGUGCCCCUCCCGCCCUCUGAGGACUGCUCCUUCCAAGAUUCUUCGAGUGAACACUCUUCCAUGUGUUUGAGUGAAUCCCGUUCUGGGUCUCCACCAGCAUCAUCACCAAUAACCAAUGGAGAAACUGGGCAGAAGAAGGCAAGCAAGCUAAAUUCAAUCUCUAAACACAAAUCAGGAGCGAGGUUGAGGCCUCGCACCGACAACGGGCCACAAAACAGCCCUUCACGUAUCCCCACCCCAGUCAGCUACAGAGAUCUCCGUGCUCAUGAAACUCUAUCGCCCUGCCACACACCACCACUGUCCCCUAAGAGCUCCCAUCGUGCUGGUCGUCCAGCCACAUGCAAGAGCCUACACCAGGCCUACACGGACAUGAUCCAUCCUCAGUCCUGCUCCCCAGCCAUGGGCAACAAAGACUGCUCCUACCCUGCACACUCUGGCAGCCUGGACACUGAAGCUUGGAUGUAGCAACACCGAUGGACACAGGAGAUUGUUGUCAUGAACUUUGACUACUGUAUAAAAUGACUUUUUGCUAAGACUGUUUCCAUUGCAUGUCAAAUACAUUUUUUAUUUAAUUUUUUUUCUCCAUUUUUCAUUUAGAAUAACCACAGGAUGUUCACGUUGCUUUUUUGCACUCAAGCCAAAUUAUUUAUUUACCAAAGGAAUGGGCUUUAUCUUGAUUAUGAUUUUUAUGUCUGCAUGGGGAUGCUUUUGCCAAUCAUAUAUUUUUGUUCUGUGUUGUUUUAACAAGACACGUCUGACAUUUUCACAGUUAAUACACAGAGACAUAGAGAGCGCAUAUGUGGUGCCAUGUGCCCCGCCAAGGGGCAUGGUGAAGUGCCAGGUAUUUGAAGCUUCAGCACUAUAAACAGUGCAAACACUAAACCUUUUAGUCAGAUGGAUUAGCUCCCUCGUGUGGUUUAUGAUGCCCUCUCUGCUUGCCUUUAUAGUCAAAAUACUGGUAUGACAACUGUUGGUCUAUCUACAUCCGUAGUCUUCAUAUGUGACUAAGUAUAUUCCUAUUGACAGUAUAAUAAUAGAUAGCAUAGACGUUCCUAUGACUUUAUGAUCACUAUACACACUACCAGUUUCUGUACAGUUCCAUCCGUCUAUUAACUUCUGCUUAUCUGGGCGUAGCAGGGGCAGCAACCUAAGCAGAGGGCCGGACCUCACACUCCCUGGGCACAUACUCCAGGAGAAUAUCGUGGCGUUCCCAGGCCAGCCACAAGAUAUCAUCUCUCCUGCAUGUCCUGGGUGUGACUCGAGGCCUCCUCUCAGUUGGACAUGCCUGAAACACCUCCCUUGGGAGGCGUCCUAGGGCGUUCUCCACAGUUGUCUGAUUGGUAUUACUAUGUAAGGCUUCACACACAGUUGAUGUACAUAGUCAAGAUAAAUUAUAUUUGCUUUUGAAUGGUUAGUUCAUCACAUGUUUUCAAGGUUAUGUUUAAUGCAGUAAAAUAUUUUCAUUUCUACUUAUCAAUGUAAAAUACAAAGCGCAUUGAAGGCUGUGCUAUUUCGUGUCAUUGUCACUGAAACUGAAGACUUGAGAGCUCUUCCUCUGACCAAAGUGUGCUCUGGAGUUCAUUUCUUAAUAUAAAUGAGCAUUAAGGGUCACACGCUGAGGAAAAAGAAUGUGUAAAUACAUGCUGAUUUACUCACCUAAAAAUGUGAGUCUUUUGUAUAUACAAUACAAGGCAUGGAUUAUACACUUUAUUGUACAUAUUUGCUGUAUUAAGGUCAGAGCUGCCUUAGCUAUGCAAUACUGGUGUUUGAAAUGCCUUGACAAUUCCCUUUGCCUUAAAAGUUUACUCACAGAUUCGUUUUUGAAGGUUUCUUUUUUGCUUCAGUGUGGUAACACUACAUUGCCAUUAACUGUUUAUGAUUAUUGGAACUUCAAGGGAUCGAGUGUGAAUGUGGAAAAGAGUGAAGAGCUUUGCCAAUUUUAACCAUAAUUAUAAAUAAAGCAUCCCUCUAGUAGUUGGUCUAAAGCUACAAGACAAAGACGACACAAUCUUAUAGCGGCAUCUAGUGGCCAAAAGAGAUGUAUUUGAUGUUAAAGGAUGUUUUUUUUUUUACACUGUUCCCUUUUCUCCUUAUGUUAAGACUGACAUGCCCUGGUGUUGAUUGGAGCCAAUGGGGUUUAAAUAAGCAGGAGGGAAAGAAAGAAUGACUAUAACUUGAGUGAGUAAGUGUGUCUGAAAGUGUAUGAAUAAUAGAUACCGUAACUGGAUAUUACUGAUCUCUUGUGGAGCUUCUUGCUAUCAGUAUGAGAGCCCAAGCUCAAACUACACAGCUAACAGAGCUCUUUUUGGUAUUUGACAGUUGUGGACUGUGAUGCGUAUGUUAGAAAGUUGAAAAGUUGGAAUUGUGGUACACAGAAAUUUCACUGAAAUGUAAUACACCUUGCUUAGAAAGAUGGUAAACGUUCUUUUUUUUAAUGUUGGAAAAAUACAAACGUUUUUUGCAGGAUAUUAACAGUGAAUGGGUGAAAGUGAAAGUAUGCAGAAUGUGUAUAUCUUUGUGUACAUACAGUGUAACUAUAUGUACAGUGUUGGGGUAAAGAGUGGAGUGAUGUGGGUCUAAUUUAUUUAUUUAUGGAAUCAGCUCUCAGCGGGAUCAGGUGACGAACAUGUCCCCAGUAUUAUCAGUGAAUAAGUGUUUAGGAAAUCCAAAAAUUGUGGGACAUUGACAGCAUUACAAUUUCCUCUGCCAUAUACCGAAUAAUAGUGUAAUGCUUUAUAAACAGCAUUAGUUAAAAGAAAUCUGGAAUGAGCCUUCAGACAAAGUAACAAUAUUUGGCCUUUCUAAAAAUUUGAAAUAAUACACACAGUUUAAAAUCAUUUGUGACAUACCAGUCUUGUUAGAGAAUCAUUACUUGAAUAUGGAGCUUUUUUUAUUGGUUUCACUUGUAUAAACGUAUUAUUACAUGUGUUCUAAUUAUUUUACUUUUAAAUUUGUCUUGGGUUAUUUACAUUUAUUUCAUUUUCUUUUGGAGAUUAAUACCAUUUUAUUGAAUUUAAUUUUGAUUCACUGGUAGUUCAGAUUUACCAGUUUCAUGAACUGUGACUUCAAACAAAGAAUAUACAGUUGUAAUCUGUAAAAAAGAGUGAUGAAAAGAAUGCUUGCUCUUUGUUGUGCACAACUCUCACUCCUCUCUAUCCACAGUCAUCUAAAUCUGAAUGUUUGUGAUCUCAUGUCAUUUUCACAAGAACUUCAGUAAGAUGUAAAAACUGCUUGACAUUGUGGAAUAUGUGUGUAUGAAAUAGCAAUACUGCAACAUUUAUUCCUUUUUAAUAAAAAAAUGCUUCGAAGUG
This is a messenger RNA of Cololabis saira (Pacific saury), 6519 nucleotides long. RefSeq names its product growth arrest-specific 2 like 1 (gene gas2l1). Lineage: Eukaryota; Metazoa; Chordata; Actinopteri; Beloniformes; Belonidae. The transcript is spliced from 5 exons. Gene Ontology annotation, biological process: protein localization to microtubule plus-end; actin crosslink formation; microtubule bundle formation. The coding region runs from base 413 to 3673 and encodes 1086 amino acids. The record is from RefSeq and is a predicted model, not a curated record. Gene Ontology annotation, cellular component: microtubule plus-end; stress fiber; cytoplasm. Gene Ontology annotation, molecular function: cytoskeletal adaptor activity; actin filament binding; microtubule binding.